AUGGUCCUCGACUUGCUCGCACCGCCCUCAACGCCGCCGCGCGACCGCAAGAGCGACACGUCCUCCCUCGCUCCCUCGACUCGCCCGCACCUCGUCCACCGCCUCUCGCCACGUCGGCGAGCUCUGCAAGAGCGCAGCCCAGCCGUGCAGGCGAACCUGCAGGUCGGCGCCAAGGGCGAGCCGACCCGGCCCCGUGUCGGCGUCCUCGAGUCGACCCGCUCGCUCGCGCGGCGGAGGUGGAGGACGGUCCUCCUCGUCGGCGUACUUCUCGUCGUGACGGCCUACCUGUCGAUCUACACGGUUCUGCGCUGGUCGGCGAGGCCGCCACUCGUCAUUGCAAAGCGGCCCUACACCCCGCAGCAGUACCGCCACCUCGACGACGUUCUCCCGACUAGCCUGCGCCCGUCGACUCGGGUCCUGCACGUCGCCAAGGAGUUCGGGCCCGCCACGAUGGGAGGACUCGGCGUCAUGCUCACGGCCCUCUCGGUCGCUCAAGCCGAGUCGUCGGACCUGUCGAUCGCGGUCGUCCUCCCUCAUUACUCGUACCUGCGCGACCUGUACUCGCCCGGGCAAGUCGUCCCGUUCGCCAACCUGUCCGUGCCGUUCAUGGCCAACCCGUCGACCGGGCGCGUCCGCCACGUCGCCUGCGCCGUGUCGCUCCUCCAGUGGCAGUACACGCCCUCACUCGACUUUCUCGACGCGCCGGUCGAAGCGCGACAGCCUCGGCCGCGCUCGAUCGACGUCUACCUCGUCGGGCCCGGCGUCGAGCGCCCCUUCUCGGCGGCGUUCCGAGCCAAGGACGCCGGCGACAUCUACUCGGCGUACAAGCCCCUCAAGCAGGAGUGGAAGGACCUGUACUUUGCGCGAGCCGCGGCCGAGCUCGUGCGGCACCUCGGCGUCGACAACCCGACCGUCGGCUUUGCCGACCCCGAGGUCGACGACGUGGAUGGCCCUCGAGCCGCCUCAUGGUCAACCACGGCGCGCUCGCCUGUCGACGUCGUUCACUUACAUGGUGCGACGAACGCCAUGGUCGCGUACUACUUGCGCGACGGCGACACACUCGACCACGCCGCCGAGUCGACCUCGAGCCGAGCAGCUCCCGCCGUCGUCUACACCCUGCACGACUCGCUCGACGAGGUCGAGUACUCGAACUUGGCGUCGAACGUCGAGCACUUUGUCGCGCCGGCCGAGCGCAGGCAGGACGCCCUCGCCCCGUUGCGCCCGUACCUGUACCGCGACGGCACGCAGCUGUUCACCUCGGCGCUCGGCAUCGACCUCGCCGACAUUGCGACGUUCGUCUCGCGCUCGAUCGCGGCCGACAUCGUCGAGGGCAAGUUCCGGUUCCACCUCGAGGACCUCGUCAUGCCGUCCAUCUCGUCGCGAGCGGCGCGAGGCGAGUUCGUCGGCGUCACGAACGGCCUCGACUUUACAGAGCGCUCGAGGAACCCGUUCACGAACGACAAGCUCGUCGCGCAUGGCCUCGCGUUCCCGCACGUCGGCGUCGACGUCCUCGACCCGGCAACUUUCGGCGCCUCGUUCGCCUCAGCCAAGGCUCGCGCCCGCGCUCUCGUCGUUCAGCGGCUCCCGCACCUGUUCUCGCCCGACGACGUCGACCGACCGUGGUUCCUCUUCAUCGGGCGGUACCAGUACAACAAAGGGUGCCAGCUCUUCUCGUCGCUCGUCGACCUCCUGUCGGCGCCCUCGGUCGACGGUCGCCUCGUCCUCCUCGGCGCGCGCAACAACUACCCGUUCGACGAACUCGCACGCCUCGCCAAGCGCUACCCUCGCCACGUCACCCUCGUCGACGACCGCACCCCGACGACCUCGGCGGUCCAGGCCGAGUGGGGCGCGCACCUGCGCCUCGCGAGCGACGUCGCGUUCGUCCCGAGCCUGAGCGAGGCGUUCGGCCUCGUCGCCGCCGAGGCGCUCCUGUUUGGCAUGCCCGUUCUCAGCACCGGCGUCGGCGGCCUGCGCGAGUUUCUCGUCCCGGCGCCCAAGCCGUCCGCCAACUCGUACCUGUUCGACCUGUUCCCGCACCGCCGUCGCGACGCCUUAUCGUGGUCAUUGCCGUCGACUGCGCAGGGCGCCGAGGAGGACUACUCGCAGGCGGCGCACGACGUGCGGCCCGACGAGGCGCAGCUCGCGCCAGCGAGGCUCGAGCUCCGACGAGCGGCCGAGCAGGCGCUGCGGGACUGGCGAGCUCGGCGAGACGGUCCUGUCGACGCUCAAGAGCGGUUCGUGCGCCGCCUCGUCGCCAAUGCGCUCGCGCUGUCGUGGCAUCGCGAGGGAGGACCCGUCGAGGAGUACAAGCAGGUCUACUCGCAUGCGCUCGCACUGCGGCAUCGUUGUCGCCGCGUUCCGCUCGCCGAUCCGCCGUCGCCCUCUCCCGACCCGCGACACGCACCUCCUCCUUCCUCGCGUCCCGCCCGAUCAGGGCCCGUCAUGCCCUCGAGCUCAUAGUGCAAGCGUGCGACAAGCCCUCACUGGGCCUCUCGUCGCCGAUUUACCUCGCCUCGGU
Rhodotorula graminis WP1 is the source of this 2518-nucleotide messenger RNA. Its product is annotated as glycosyltransferase family 5 protein. The record is from RefSeq and is a predicted model, not a curated record. Lineage: Eukaryota; Fungi; Basidiomycota; Microbotryomycetes; Sporidiobolales; Sporidiobolaceae. The transcript has 4 exons. The coding region runs from base 1 to 2460 and encodes 819 amino acids. Gene Ontology annotation, molecular function: glycosyltransferase activity.